Molecule: messenger RNA, 3099 nt
Organism: Neurospora tetraspora
Lineage: Eukaryota; Fungi; Ascomycota; Sordariomycetes; Sordariales; Sordariaceae
Product: HET-domain-containing protein
Exons: 2
Coding region: 117-2615 (832 amino acids)
Source: RefSeq, a predicted model, not a curated record
UUUUCACUUAACUACUUCUCAAUGCCUUCUCGAAGAGCAACCAAGAUCUCAUCAACACACAACAUUCGAACAUCGCCAUCGAUCCUCCAUGACCGGAACGCUCUCCCGGAACUAAGAUGCCUCCGACUUAUACGACACCGUCGGGCGAAAUACACCUUUCGAAAGAGGCAUUCAAUCGUCUUUGCGAAAGAUGUGACAGCGUGUUCAAGAGCAUCAGCGAGGGAUUUGACCGUGCUAGACAUGACCGGACCACAUUCUACCGCGAUGAGGUGCCUUUUGGCAGCUGGAACGAAUUGUUGAACUUGGCAUCCAAGGGUGACUGCCAUUUUUGUUGUUCUUUUGCUGCUCAAGCUUUAAUGUCCGAAAGACCUUGCCUUAUUACAGGCCAAGACACGAAGCUCGCUGUGCACAGUUAUCCAUCUCUGCAACCUGUUGUGUCGGAACGGGGAUUGCUAGAGAUGGAAAUAAAACCCGCCAUUGAUACAUUACCUGCAGGGGCCGAUAAGACCUUGAUACUUUGUAGGGAAUUUUGUUCCAUGGAAUAUUUGAAUUUCACGGGAUACAUGCAUUUCAAUCUCGAUCUUGUCGGUGAAGAUGGUAAACGCAUCCGUCUUACCAGCCCAGUUGGACUGCCCAGGUAUAAGGAAUUACCUGCUUACUUGGCCCGUGGUUUCCCAACCAGUUUAAACACGGAGAGCGAAGCAAGCUUGAAUCAAGCGCUCCGGUGGGUCGACAACUGUGUGUCUAACCACCCUUCAUGCAACAAGAAUGGGCAUGAGAAGUUUCAAGGGCAAUACCCCGCCCGCUUCAUUGAAGUGGGAAGUGUGGGAAGCCUUACAGUCAAGAUAUGCGAGACUACAGGAAUGAACUUUCGAGGGCAAAGAUAUACAACUCUAAGCCAUUGUUGGGGGAAUUCAGUACCAACUCGGCUUCUACUGGAAAACUAUGACUCUCGAUUAAAAGGCUUCGCGCUGGCCGAGUUACCAAGGACUUUUCAGGAGGCAAUAGUAGUAACUCGAAGGCUAAACGUACAGUUCUUAUGGAUCGAUUCUCUGUGUAUCAUCCAAGAUUCACUUGACGACUGGGCAGCAGAAUCUGCCGGGAUGUGUUUUGUUUACAAGAACACUUACCUCAAUCUGGCCGCCGGUGCAUCGCUGAAUUCUAGUGGAGGCCUAUUUUCCCCACGAUAUCCUCUAUCAUUCGUGCCCUGGGUUAUAACGCUUUCAGAUGGCAGAAUCCUGGCAGGCAGUUACAAUUCCGAGAGAGACAGGUUCACUCUCAACACAAGAGGCUGGAUCCUUCAAGAACAAAUCCUGUCGCGGCGUACUCUUAUUUUUGGGAAACAAGAGCUUCACUGGGAAUGUUCCAUGGGUGAAGCAAGCGAAUGUUUUCCAGAUUCUGUCGAUCCCUCAGAGAAAUACUCACGCUCACCAAGAGCGAGGACAGGAAACGGGCCCCUCCCUGAACUGAUGGGGUUGUCAAAAGGCGAACUGCUUCAUGACUCCGAACGACACAGGGUCUGGGCAUUGCUAGUCUAUGAAUACUCUGGCAGGAGGAGACUUACCAAGCAAUCUGAUAAGCUUGUAGCCAUUUCUGGUCUUGCAGAAAACUUGAGCAAUGGAUGGAAUGGAAUCACCUACCUUGCCGGCCUAUGGUCCUUUUGCCUUCGACAGAACCUUCUGUGGAAAUGCUCGGAGGUUGAACAAAGCAAAGCACGCAACACCGGCGUAGCUCCUUCCUGGUCCUGGGCUUCAUUGAACACUGAAUGCUCUUUACCCACGCCGUCUCCUCUAGACGCAGGCGUAGACAGCCUAGCCGCAGUCCUGGAGGCUAUGGUAACUCCAUCGAGACCAAUGCAUUUGUUCGGGCAAGUAAGUGGCGGAACCGUCCGUAUCAAAGGCCCGUUGCUACGGGCUACCGUGAGAUAUCGGUCUCACAGUCCCCAAGAUAGUAUACGCGGAUGGUGGGAAUCCGAUGCGGAUGAAGAGUGUGCAAGUGUGGUGCAUGUCCUAGCUAUGGAUUGGGAUGAAAAGGAAGCCCGCGACUUAGCAGUUGCUCAAUCAGCGAUGGUUUACCUUGCGCCUCUCGAAGUACGCCUGCGAUUCCAAAUUCCAAGUCUUUGGCACCUCAGACUCAAGGGACUAAUCCUAAGAUCCGCGUCAGCAUCUCACCGGAAGGGAGAAUUCGAAAGACUGGGCGUGUUCGAAAUCUCUGACUCUAUUAAGCGUCGAAGACCGCGUGGCCGGUUCAAUCCCUAUAGGUCUAAAGUUCAAAACACCCUCGAGGAAAGUAGCUCUGAUAGACCUACCUCUAAGCAAGCACAGAAGGAGUUUUCAAUGGUCUAUAGCACAGACGAACUUUUCCCUCAACUAACUAGCGGAUCAGAGGAAGAGAGGGCGGCCUUACUGAGAUCUGAUCCGUAUCUGAACGGCCCAUUGAACACCAAGUUGAAACACCGUUACUCUCCUGAGCUCGAGCCCGAGCAGUACCCCAGACUCGGCACAUUCUUUGAAGCCCUGGAACUGGCCGCGCAGCAUAACAGAAAGAGCGACAACCCGGACGAGAACUUGGGACAUGAUGUUGGCAACGGGUUCUAUAUAUACGAGCUAGUGUAAGGCAAAUACCCAAGGGAAGUUAGGGUGGAGGAGAGAGACGGGAUGAAUUCUGUUACGGGGCAACCAGACCAGGCCGCACAACUACAUGGGAGGAAACGUCACUCUGCCUUCUCCCUAUUUCCGCUCCUUCCAACUUCAUUGAUUUCUGUCCUCUUGGUACCUGAACUGUUGCCUUCGAGGUCUUUUCUCGGUCCGUGCCCCCCACAAAAUCCCGUUGGCUCAUAAAUACUUCCUCAGAAUUCCUCUCGUCCUUCUCUCACAAAAUCCUUCUCUCACGCAACCACUCUCUCAACUCAGCAACAACUGCAGUCGUCUCGUACUUUGUAUGUGCUUUGCAACAUAACUCCAAGAAGAACACAGCAGUUAACGAUCCCAACAGUGUCUACAAAAUGAACGCCAACAACAACCACAACCACAACAACCGCAACCGCAACCGCAACCGCAGGCGCAAUCGUCGUCGCGUGGAGAACCCCGCGGGCGAUGA